Messenger RNA from Diprion similis, 4656 nucleotides. RefSeq names its product DNA repair protein RAD50 (gene rad50). The transcript has 17 exons. Gene Ontology annotation, biological process: double-strand break repair; chromosome organization involved in meiotic cell cycle; telomere maintenance via telomerase. Gene Ontology annotation, molecular function: single-stranded telomeric DNA binding; double-stranded telomeric DNA binding; ATP hydrolysis activity. The record is from RefSeq and is a predicted model, not a curated record. Lineage: Eukaryota; Metazoa; Arthropoda; Insecta; Hymenoptera; Diprionidae. Gene Ontology annotation, cellular component: nucleus; condensed nuclear chromosome; Mre11 complex. Bases 108 to 4226 code for a protein of 1372 amino acids.
UUCUUGGCAUUGACCAAGUGCCAACUUGCUUUCAAGCGGUUUUUUAGCCUAAAAUUAUCAUUUAAAUACAAACGCGUGAUAACUCUGGAACCUGGAAGAAUUACAAAAUGUCGAGGGUAAGAAGAUUAGGGAUUUCUGGAAUCCGAAACUUCGGCCCUGGUGAUGAUGAGAGAGGAUUACAAACAAUAACAUUCAGUCACCCGUUGACCACGAUUUUCGGACCAAAUGGAACCGGGAAAACAACCAUUAUCGAAGCCCUGAAAUAUGCGAGCACAGGGGACUUUCCUCCUGGCUGUGGUGCAAAAAAUCAGAAUUCAUUCGUACACGAUGCUUUGCUGACCGACGAGUGCUCCGUAAAAGGCGUGGUGAAAGCUGAGAUAGUCGAUACGAAAGGGAACAUAGUAACGGUAUCGCGAAGGCUAUUAUCUGUCCAAAAAAAGUUUAAGAAAGGCACUAACGUCCUGGACACUACUUUGUCUAGGAAGGACAUAAAAACGGGAGAGAAAGUAGCAAUAAGCCAUCGCUGCGCCGAUGUGGAUCUUGAAAUGGGUUUGGCUUUGGGAGUGUCGAAGCCGAUUUUAAAUUACGUGAUUUUUUGUCAUCAAGAAGAUUCGACAUGGCCAUUAGAAGAUGGGAAAAAACUGAAGGAAAGAUUCGAUCAGAUUUUUGACUCUGACAAAUACAACAAAGCAGUUGAGAGAAUUAGAAAGUAUAAUAAUAAGAUGAAGAACGAUCUUCGUGUCACCAAAGCUCAGAGAGAGUCGCUGGAAAUUUUGCUCGAAGAAUCUAACCAAAAGAAAAAGAGCUUGGAAAAGUAUGAAACUCGACUAGCAAAGUCUAUUGAAAAAGUUUCUGAAGUAGUUGAAAAAAUGAAGCCUCUUAAUGAGAAAAUGGAGGAACUCUGCAAUUCUGAAACACGUUACAUCAAGUUACACACGGAAAAAGAAACAAAAAAAACUGAAUAUGGCCUAAUAAAACAGCAAAUAUUGGAAUUGAAAGAUAGCAUACAAGUUCUUCAUGACGGGACAGUGGAAGAACUGCAAAAAGAAAUUGCUGCAUUUAAUAAUACACGUAUUGAAAUGGAAAGUGAGAUGGAAAUGCUCAAGAAUAAAUCGAGAGAUAUCAACAGAGAGGAAAGCAAGUUGAAAGUCACUAUCAGCGAGAAACAACUAUCGAUUGGAAAGCUGAAACAGCAGGCUCAAGCGCUGGAAAAAAAUGUUUUGCUCCGUAACCGUAAUCUUAAUAAAAUGCUGAUGGAAUGGGGUCUCAAUAAAGUUGGAGAAGAAAUAACUGAAUCAGAAGCUGCUGUUGGUUUGGACCAAUUAAAAGAUAAAUUGAGUGAGAUGGAACGGGAUAUCAAGGACACGGGGCUCAAGCAUCAGGCCAUUGAGAAAAAAUUGCAAGAGGAAUUGGAUGCCCUCAGAGAUCAGAAAUCUAAACUCGAAUCAGGAAUGGUCAUGUUGAAAAGGCAGAUAGCCGAAAAGCGAACGGACGCAAGGAAAAUUCGUGCGCAAAUAGAGGAAGUGAACAUGUUAGCCAGCCAGUUGGAGUUAGUUGACUCUAAGUUGCAAGAAGCAAAUACAAAACUUGAUACCAUUGCUGGAAGUUUUGAUGUUAAUGCGACGAAAAAAAACAUAGAAGAUGAAAUCAAAGAACGGGAUAAGAUGGAAUUGAGUUUGGAUAAAUUGAACGAGGAAGUAAAUUUACUCCAGCAACAAAGUUCACUACAUGCUGAACUAGAUCUGCUUAAAUCAUCUUUGGCAGGAAAAGAAAAGGACAUUCAGAAGUUGAAGAACAAGCAUCAGGAAAACUUGAAGAUGCUUUUGAAAACCGAAGUAUUACCGGAAUCAGAAUUGAAACAUGCUGUUAAUCGAAUUCACGAUAACUUUAAUGAGAAAAUCAAACAAUUAAACCACCAAGUGCAAAAAGAGCAACGUGAGCUUACUACUCUUGAAACUACAAAAAAGCACCACGAGCAUGAAUUGAAGGAAAAAAAUAGCGAGCUUGAGGAAAUUCAAGAUAAAAUAGCCUCCAUGUGCCAUGGUAUAGAGUAUGAAGAAGUUUUGCUGCAUGCAAAGAAAACCGUGCAAGAUUUGCAGGAUUCCAAAGGAAUGUAUGCCUACAAAAGUAUAGCGUACAAAGAUUAUAUAAAGAAAACAGAUUCCUGCUGUCCGCUCUGUCAUCGUAACUUUGAUAGUCAACAAGAAAUUGAAGAAUUCAAAUCUGAGUUGAAUGAGGAAGUGAACAAAUAUCCUAACCAGUUGAAAACUUGUGAAGAAAAGUUGAAAGUUCAGCAAGAACGGUACGAUUCUUUGCUGCAAUUGAAGCCGCUUGUGGACAAAGUUAAACAAAUGGAAGAAACCACGUUAAAGAAGUUGAGAAAUGACUUGAAUCGAGUGAAACAGAAAUUAUCAGACUCUCAUGCGCGAAUUGAGAAACUGCAAUCACAGAUUGCUGAACCUGAGAGUAAACUAGCGCAAUGCAAAGACAUUUUCUGCGAUGUGGCACAGUGGGAUCAGUUUUCUACAGAAGUCGUGAAAUUGAAUCAAUCUAUUGCUCGAGUCAAAGCUCGUCUCUCUGACAAAGUCGGCGAGAGAUCAAUGCAAGAAGCACAAGCUGAGCAAGAGUCGUUGAGAAAAUCUCUUAGCACUAUACGCAAAAGGAUCGAAAAGCUGCAGUCAUCGCUCAGCACUCACAACGAUAAAUUACAACAGGCAAGAGAAACUAGAAAUAAAUUGGUUGAAGAGCAAUUGAGAAUGACGUCUGAAGUACAGAAAUUGAAGCAGCUGCAGGAAAAAUUGAAAGACUUGUGCGCUGAAGAAGUAUCUUUGCAAGAAAACGUACAACAAUUGCAGGUGCAAUUGGGACCCGUUAAUCAGAAUCUUGAAGCCAAAAAUAAUUCACUCAAAAAAAUAAAGCGAGACCACCAAGAAUCGUUGGACAACGAGCGGAGUGUUGUAACUCAAAAAUCAAAAAGCCUGCAUGGUUUGGACACUAUCCAAUCACAAAUAGAUAAUAGCAUCCGCAGUGGAGUGACAGAUUCGUUGAGGAAAUCUGAAUCGGACAUGAAAAAGUAUCAACAAAUGGAUGAAGAAUUGCAAAAGAACAAAAUUGAAGUUACUACAAAAAUUAACGAAAUAAUUAACGAGAUCUCAAAACAAGAGACCCGCAAACGCGACAUGAAUGACAACAUGGUAUUGAAGGAAAAGGCCGCAGCAGCUACAGUGCUUCAGCGUGAAAUAACAGAGUUGCGUGAGAAGUUAGGUGGUAUGAAUUAUCGCCAGUUGUUAGAACAUAAGAAAAAACUAAGAGAGGAGGAAGAACUUCUAAUUCGAAAAAAAAACGUCGAGCAAGGAGGACAAGACGAAAUGGAGCGUAAUAUCGAACAGUUGAAAGGAGAAUUGAACAAAGAAACGUAUAGAUUGGCUCUUAAAAAAUACAUAAACAAGUACGCUGAAGUUGUUGUGCAAGAGGGAGCAAUAAAUGACCUCGUGGCAUAUACCACAGCCUUGGACAAGGCAAUAAUUGAGUUUCACGAAGAACGGAUGGCUUCGGUGAACCGGAUUAUACUAAGAUUGUGGACGCAAAUCUAUAAGGGUAAAGACACGACUGCUAUUCAGAUUCAUACAGAGUCAACCGCAGGAAUGGGUGACAAAAGAAGGGUUUACAAUUACAAAGUUGUUCAAGAGAAACAAAAGGUCACUAUGGACAUGAAGGGCCGCUGCAGUGCAGGACAAAAGGUACUCGCGUCAAUCAUUAUAAGAAUGGCCUUAGCUGAAACAUUUGCCAAAAAUUGUGGUGUAUUUGCAUUAGAUGAACCGACGACAAACCUUGAUGUGCAUAACAUAAAAAGUCUAGCUCAGGCGCUCGUUUCUAUUGUGAACCUUCGUUCUAAACAGCAAAAGAAUUUCCAGUUGAUCGUUAUUAGUCACGACGAAGACUUUAUAACCCAAUUAGGUAAAGUCGACAAAAUCGGAAAAGUCUACGAACUUUACCGAAAUGAUAAAGGGCUGACCGAGAUUAGAAGAUUUCUUAUUGAGAACAAUACCGUAUUUGAUGAUUAUUCUCAAAAUGGAGAAUCCUCGGGUGAAGAAGACGCUGCAGACGUGGAAAGGCGUUCGCGUAAACGAAAAGAACUGGCCGAAGAAAGAAAAAAUCUGCUGAAAGGUAAUUCGUCCGUUAGUCCUCCACGUAAGAGAAGAAAUGAGAGAAUGGAUGACGAUUAGUCGUGCAAGUAUGUAGUAUGUGGUUCGGUAACAAGGAGAGUACUACGCAGGGAAUUUUUGCCUUAUUCAAUAAUUGAUAUUUGAGAAUAAAUCUAAAGAGAAGACACAAAAUUAUAUUCACUAUUUAGACUCUUAUAAGAAAUUAUCUUUUCAUCAAGAGAGCUUGUAUUAGAAUUUUUUACGGACAUGUUUCACUAGUAGCUUGUUUUACAAAUAUGUUUCUUGUUUCCAAGUCAUUCCUAACUUGGACAUUCUCAUUGAGUAUUAUUAAUGUACGCUUAAAAUUGAAUUUAUACUUUAUCAUACUUACAUAAGUUGUUACAAGUAAGUUGUUUUCCUUUUUUUUUUUUAUAUAUAUACUUUUUAAUUGGGAUUUGUAUCAAUUACAAAUAUGUUAAUUACUGUAAAGAAUGAAAUAAAUUAGUAUAAU